CGGCUUCCGGAAGACGAGGCGAGAAGUGUCGCAAAAGGCUGCUGGUUGGCUGUCGGAGGGGGCCGUCAAGCGCGGCGGCUGAGGAGAGAGAGAAGGGGAGGGUGGGGGGAGAAUCUCGGCGUCGGUUGGGCGAUGGAAAUGGCGGCGCCGGGCCGGCCUGGAGGAGAAGGCGGUUGGGGCUGCGACGGAGGCGGCGUCCAGGGAGCCCGAGCGGCCUUCCGAGUCUGACAGCAAUUCUACAGUGCAAGUUACGACAAAACUCCAGGAUCUGCUCCAGUAGAAGAGCGGGGUAGGAAAGAGUGAAUUUGCAAGAAAACAAGAUGUCUGACACAGGGAGUAGCACAGAUGGGAAAACAGACCUGCCCAAUGGCAGCUUAUCAAGUAGCCCUGAGGAGAUGUCGGGAGCUACGGAGGGCCGCGAGACGUCCUCAGGUGUGGAGGUUGAAGCUUCGGAUCUCAGCCUGAGCCUCACCGGAGAUGAAGUGGGGCCCAACCGUACAUAUACGGAGAGCUCGGCAGAAGAGAAGGACUCGGACAGCAUGGAUGACACAGGUCACUACUCCAUCAAUGAGCUGAACCGGACCUACGACCGCUCUCAUUCGGAUGAUGAGGAAGAGGAAGAAGAAGAGGAGGAGGAGGAAGAGCAACCACAGCCGCAGAUGGAGGCCGAGGCCCAGCGGUCUCGCCGGCGGGCCCAGCGCAAGCGCCCUAACCGGGACAGGGACUCAUCGGACGACGAGAGGGCCCUGGAGGACUGGGUGGCCUCGGAGACAGCUCCGCUGCCCCGGCCCCGCUGGCGAGCCAUCCCGGCCCUGCGGGAAAGGGAGCUGGGCUGCAGCACCCGCUUUGUCUACGAGGCGUGCGGGGCCCGGGUCUUUGUGCAGCGCUUCCGUCUCCAGUAUGGCCUGGAGGGCCACAGUGGCUGCGUCAACACCUUGCACUUUAACCAGCGCGGCACGAGGCUGGCCAGCGGGAGUGACGAUCUCAAGGUGGUGGUCUGGGACUGGGUGCGGAGGCGGCCGGUGCUGGAGUUUGAGAGCGGCCACAAGAGCAACGUCUUCCAGGCCAAGUUCCUCCCCAACAGCGGUGACUCCACCAUCGCCAUGUGUGCCCGCGACGGCCAAGUCCGCGUUGCUGAGCUCUCCGCCACCCAGUGCUGCAAGACCACCAAGCGGGUGGCCCAGCACAAGGGGGCAUCGCACAAGCUGGCCCUCGAGCCAGACUCUCCCUGCACUUUCCUCUCAGCUGGCGAAGACGCCGUUGUGUUCACAAUUGACUUGAGACAAGACCGGCCUGCUUCGAAGCUGGUUGUGACAAAAGAGAAGGAGAAGAAGGUGGGCCUCUACACCAUCUAUGUGAACCCAGCCAACACGCACCAGUUUGCUGUGGGAGGCCGAGAUGAAUAUGUCAGGAUCUACGACCAGCGGAAGAUUGACGAGAACGAGAACAACGGCGUCCUCAAGAAGUUCUGCCCUCACCACUUGGUGAACAGCGAGUCAAAAGCCAACAUCACUUGCCUGGUCUACAGCCAUAAUGGCUCAGAGCUUCUGGCCAGCUAUAAUGAUGAGGACAUCUAUCUCUUCAACUCAUCCCACAGCGACGGAGCAGAGUACAUCAAGCGCUACAAGGGGCACCGUAACAACGCCACAGUGAAGGGCGUCAACUUCUAUGGCCCCAAGAGUGAGUUCGUGGUGAGCGGCAGCGACUGUGGGCACAUCUUCCUGUGGGAGAAGUCGUCCUGCCAAGUGGUGCAGUUCAUGGAGGGCGACAAAGGCGGAGUGGUCAAUUGCUUGGAGCCCCAUCCACACCUCCCCAUCCUGGCCACCAGUGGUCUGGAUCAUGAUGUCAAGCUCUGGGCUCCAACGGCUGAGGCCCCCACCCAGCUGGCUGGCUUGAAGGAGGUGAUCAAGAAGAACAAGCGGGAGCGGGACGAGGACGGCCAGCACCACACCGACAUGUAUGAGAGCCACUUGCUUUGGUUCCUGAUGCACCACUUCCGGCAGAGGCGGCACCAUCGGCGCCGGAGGGACCCGGGCACCGGAGCCACGGACAGCGACUCGGACGAAUCCCCCAGCUCCUCGGACACGUCCGACGACGAGGAGGAGGGUCCCGACCGGGUGCAGUGCAUGCCCUCCUGAGGAGGCCCCUGCGGGCGAGGAGUCCCGACCGAGGCAUUGGGAAGAGGGUACAGACUAGGAGCCGCAAUGCCCCCUUCUUAAUUAACCACUGUUCCCUCUACCCUUCUGCUUUUUACUGAAACGUCAAGGAAGGCCCUCCCCGCCUCGCCACCUUCUCAUUUCUCUCUACUUGCACUUGGACAUCAACAGAGUCUGUGUGGGGUGUGGGAGGAUGCGCAGAGCCCCCAGACACUCAAUUGAGAUCUUCCGAACCUCCCGGCGGAGGGAGUGUAGGGGGAAAGGGGACUUGGGGGGCGGUGGGGGAGUCUGCCUUUCCUUGCAUCACCACUAGAUCUUCCCGGAAGUAGAGGAGCGCUUGGCUGCUCGUUUGUUCCUUCCCUGCGGAGCUUCCUUUUGAGUGAGUUGAGUUAACUCUCCGUUCUGCCCUUCCCCUUUCUUUGAAAUGUUGUCCGUGAUCCUCAAAGUGAAGGGAGGGCAUCUUGGAGGUUUUGUGCUUGUCUCUCCCCAUUUUUUCCCCCUCCUCGCUCCCCUUCCCCUUCCUUUCAAGGAGCACUGCUGCAUGCUGCACUCGGGAUGAGCAAAAAUGGACUCUUGCUUCUUCUUUUUUUCCCCUGGGUGGGGCUUUUUGUCUUCCCUCCCUUGUUCUUUCCCCACACUCCACCCCACUUUGGUUGGUUGUGUUUCUUUUGUUUUUCUCUUCUAGGCACCAAUAACUCCCCAUUGCGAAUCUUAGAGCCUUGCCUUUUGCUGGCUGAGCUUCUUCGAGCCUAAAGUUUGUUUCCAAAGUGUGGAAUGCAGAUGGUUGUGGGGCUCCUGGCCCCCUCCGCCCUUCGGCUGCAGUGGAACCUGGCUUUUUUUGGGGGGGGGGGGGGGGGCGCCACCAGGAUCCCACCCUUGAUCCGGAAGGUUCUUUAUUCCCUUCCUCUCCGUCUUCCUUUUUAAAAAUUCUCUCUUGUUUUUGAAACAAAAAGUUCUCCCCUAUUUGCUGUUUAGAGGCCUAAUUUUAUAUGUAUUGAACCAGACAAGAACCAAAUUAAACUUGGAUGUUAUCCAGUUAA
This is a messenger RNA of Anolis sagrei ordinatus, 3196 nucleotides long. RefSeq names its product DDB1 and CUL4 associated factor 8 (gene DCAF8). Lineage: Eukaryota; Metazoa; Chordata; Lepidosauria; Squamata; Anolidae. Gene Ontology annotation, molecular function: protein binding. The record is from RefSeq and is a predicted model, not a curated record. Gene Ontology annotation, cellular component: cytoplasm; Cul4-RING E3 ubiquitin ligase complex.